CUAUGACAGGAGCAGCAGGUAGAUAUAGAGUCCCAGAUUGACAACUCUCACACAUACUUACCCAGACACAUCCACGCAAACAAACAUGAACCCCCUCACAAGUUGAGUGUGUACUGCAAGUCACAAUGUGAUAAUGCAAAGACCACCCACACAAUUGACUCUUGACGUUUGCUGGAAAGGGCCCUGUGGCUCAAAUAUGAUUCGUGGUCAGCUUCGGGCGAUCCAUGAACAAUGAAGUGCCGCAUUGGAUUGCGGCUGCUCUGUGUCGUAUGUGUGAGAUGUUUGGCCGCAGCUCUUCAAGACUUCAAUGGUCAGCUUCGCGGAAGCCUGGUGCUCUCCGUUCAGGCACCAGGCCGAGGCCCUCGAGGUCCUGAUGGAGAUCGUGGGCCAGAUGGUCCAGAUGGACCACCAGGCCCUCCAGGGCCACCGGGUGCUACGGUGAUUCUACCGUAUGGAAACCCAUGGAUGGGCUACAGUGCCUACUCCAUGAGUCCCGUUGGUCCUAUGGGUUCCAUGCCGCUGGUCCCUUUGGCUAUGAUUCCUGCACCUGGCGCUUUGCCCAAAGUAACGGCACCUGCUGAAGAUCCAGCCAUAAAAGUCAACCGGACAAACACUGCACACAAACUCUGCGAGCAGCUUGCUGCACCUGGCGAGCUGUUCGAAAGUUGCAAGGUGCUAGUGAUUCGCUCAUUGGCCGAGAAUAGAUCGCCGGAAGCUUCAUUAGCACUAGCGAACGCCACCGUCACACUCCAACAACUUGGUUUGACGCAAUCAUCUGUUCAUGUUGGAGCAAUGGAGGCGUUGAAAGCUUUCAGUGCAGGAUUACCUCCAGACCAGGCCAUGCAGAAGGCAGAGGGGGCUGCAAUUUAUCAGGAGCUUUUGGACAAAACUCACACGCCUGCAGCAGCUGCGGCUGCCGAAGCUAGGGCUUUGGAAGCCUUGAAGCUGGGUUACAACUCCAAGGCUGCGUUAGCAUCAGCAAAUGCGGCUGGCAAAGCGAUUGAUGAUGGCCUCACUCUAUCAGCCGCUGAGGCUGCAGCCACAGCGGCUGCCGAUGCCAUCAAGGGAGGAAAGUCAUCGGGUGAAGCAGCAGCAGCUGGAGAAGCGGUGGCUGCUGUGACGCAAGGCGACAGAACUGGCAGAGCUGCGAAUGACAAGCAGCAAAUUGUAAUCCACAUCCACCAGGCAGAACAGAAGCCCGAGAUCAAGGUCUCCCAAAAUACCUAUGCAACACCGGCUGCAGCUGCUGCUAGCCAGAAUGCAGAACAGGAGAAGGACUCAGCAGAAGAACACCAACAACGGCAGACACCAGCGGAGGACAUUGACAAGCCAGAGGCAAAACAAGAGGCAAAGAAGCAGCUCAAGGAAGGAGCCAGAGGCAAAACCAUCGACAAGUUCGAGGCAAAGCACAAGGAGGAAGAGCCGUCGAAGGAAAGAGAUCAAGCAGAAGCAGACGGAGAAAAGUCAUCAGCAGUAUCAAGCAAUGAAUCAGAGGUGAAGCAAAAUGAGAAGGUCAAGACGGAGCCUGCAAUGAAAGGAAACCAGACAAACCAAACAGGGUCCGAGUAUACACAAGCGACACGCAGCGGAGAUGAUACCAAGCCUCCGACAAAGCCUGAGAGCGACUCUGGAGGAAGCAAGCUGAAGACGGAGGUUGGCAAGCCAAAGGCUUCCAAUUCUUCGGCAGCUGAAACCACAAAGUCACGCGUCCCGAUCCCUGCCUUUUCUUGGCCAUUUGGAAAUUCCACCAGUAACAGUACUGACGUUGAGGAAGCAAGCAGUGGAAUUCUUGAUGGAAUCAAGGAUUUUUUCGAUAACCUCUUUGGAGACAACGCCACAGAGAGCGACAAUUCAACAGUGGCGGCCAUUCAGAGAAAUCAAUCGAUCUCUGCGUGGUGAUUAGCGUAGAUGCUCGUACGGCAUGUUGCGGAAGGGUUUUGGCAGCAAUACGCAAAGAAAUGCAGAGA
Durusdinium trenchii is the source of this 1967-nucleotide messenger RNA. The record is from the annotation of a GenBank genome assembly. Lineage: Eukaryota; Dinophyceae; Suessiales; Symbiodiniaceae.